GACGGCAGAUGGGGGUCUGGGCCUGGGUAAGAAGCUUGCUCUUUAAUUAAUUCUUAGAACGGGUUUCAAGUAAAUGCCCCCCAAAGUCGCAAUGUCCAACACAACUCUGUGUGUAUGUAAUCGUCUGGAUAUUGGGAGAUAACCGGUAAACAACGAGGUGACCAGCGAUUUCAAUUCCAAUUCCAUUUAUAUUUUUGGGAAUAUAAAAGAGCUGUCUGCACCAGCACCAAGUCAAAUCAAAGUCAGCUUCCCAUCCAGAAACAUCAGCAUGUUCAAGAUCGUCAUCAUCUCGUUGGCCGUGUGCCUGGCGGUGGUUCUGAGUGCCCCAGUGGAUCAUGUGGCCUCCAGCACCCAGCCACCGAUUGCCAUAUUGGAGUCUACGCACGAGAAGCACGACGAUGGCUCCUACAACUUUUCCUACUUGGGCGAGGACGGCACUCACCGGCGCGAGGAGGCGGUGGUCAGGAACCAAGGCACUGAAAAUGAAUACCUCGAAAUCAGCGGCUCGUACUCCUACUUCGAUGCUGAAGGCAAGGAGGUGACCGUGACCUACAAGGCCGAUGACCACGGUUUUGUUCCGGAGGGAGGUGCCAUCCUGCCGCAGAUCUCGGUGGCAGCCAAGCAAGUUAGCGAGCAGGUUUCUCAACCAGACCUGGAUUAUGUAAAGCCCCCAAAGGUCUAA
Messenger RNA from Drosophila bipectinata, 682 nucleotides. It is a transcript of the gene Cpr78E, whose product is annotated as Cuticular protein 78E. Gene Ontology annotation, molecular function: structural constituent of chitin-based larval cuticle. Gene Ontology annotation, cellular component: chitin-based extracellular matrix. The record is from RefSeq and is a predicted model, not a curated record. NCBI's taxonomy places the organism in Eukaryota, Metazoa, Arthropoda, Insecta, Diptera, Drosophilidae.